AUGGUCCCAUUGGAAUAUCUUCCAUGUGAAGAAGACGAAGGCGGAGGCUCAAAAAUUAGGAACCGAAAGACAUACAGGGUUGUGUUUGAAACGCGAGGCCAAGCUUUUCGAUUGAGGAGCGAACACGAACUUCCAAACGUUGUUUUUGUUCCUGGUGUCAACGAUUAUAGAUAUGUUCUUAUCGAUUUUGAGCAUGGUAGUGAAGGUGGAUUAAAAGUAUCUGAACGGUUUGAAGGAUUGGGACGAUGCAACGCUCACGAAGAAUAA
Messenger RNA from Funneliformis mosseae, 267 nucleotides. NCBI's taxonomy places the organism in Eukaryota, Fungi, Glomeromycota, Glomeromycetes, Glomerales, Glomeraceae. The record is from the annotation of a GenBank genome assembly.